AUGACUACGAAACCAUUUGCCGAUAUUUCAAAAUUCAGUUCCUUUGUGGAAGAAGAUGAAGUACUUUUUUCGCCGGGAAGUACAUUUCAAAUUAAAGAUGUUGAAUUAUUAUCAGAUGGAAUGUCGUUGAUUAAAUUAAAAUUAUGCUAUGAAGAAUUUAUUGAACAAUUAUUGAAGUCACUUACGAAUCACUUUGAUCACAAGUCACCAUUAAUAAAUUUUGGACAGCUUUUGUAUCAAGCAAAUCAGUAUGAUAAUGCUCAACAUUAUUACGAAUUUCUCAUGAAUACACUACCAUCAGAUCAUGAAUACUAUUCGCUAAUCAACGAGAAACUAAUCAAUAUGAAAAACGAACGAAGUAAGAUCUACAUUUUACUUUAA
This is a messenger RNA of Didymodactylos carnosus, 381 nucleotides long. Lineage: Eukaryota; Metazoa; Rotifera; Eurotatoria; Philodinida; Philodinidae. The record is from the annotation of a GenBank genome assembly.